UGUGUGUGUGUGUGUGUGUGUGUGUGUGUGUGUGUGUGUGUGUGUGUGUGUGUGUGUGUGUGUGUGCACACGUUAGCUGUGGGAAAGUUGCUGGAGUUAUGUGCUGGUUUCUCCAGGUGAGGACAUGGGUGCCAGGUUGCACAGUAAUUUCCCCAUACAGCCCACUCUGUGUGUGUUUGUGUGUGUGUGUGUUGAUUUAUGCAUGCACACUUUUUAUGCAAGGAAGCCAGGCUGCAUGUGUGUGUCUGUACAGAGAGAAAGAGACUGUGUGUGUGUGUGUGUGUGUGUGUGUGUGUGCGUGUGUUAAAGAGGCGGUGACAUUUUUUCAGUUUGUAUUCCUGGAAACUGUUCUGCAGCAUUGCUCAAUAAUGAAACUCGUGUGUGUAUAUGUACGUGUGUAUGUGUUUGGGGGGGGGUGGGCAAAGACAAUUAUACAUGGUUCAGAGAAGUAAUGAAGGUGCGGAUAUUCCUGGAGAAUGUGCUGCGAAGGAUUUCAAGGAACUAUCUAUGACGAGGGGAAAGAAAAAGAAAAAAAAAAAACCUCUAGCCAAAGCUGUGAAAGAGUAAUGCAACAAAUACAUGAAGUUUCGAGUCGGCAAGGUGAAGGAGAAUCUAUGAACUCUGACAUGAAGAGCAGGAGUUUUAUUUGCUGAGAAAAGUUACUGUCAAGGCUAACUUCCAGGCCACCAAAGUCCACAGGGUUGGAAAACUGUUUUCGAGGCGUUAAGAGCAGUUCGUGGAACCAGUCCAGGGUUCCUAGAAUCCAAGUCAUGUUAAACAACAUAGCCUGGAGAGGUUUCACAACAUUUCACACACUUACAGUAGGCACGGCAUUGUUUUUUUUUUUUUUUGUGGAGUGACUUGACUCCUCCUUCCUCUCUCCUGUCUCAAUCUCUCACCCACUAUUUUCACAUAUCCAUCUUUUCUUUCACACUCCUCUCACUUCUCGCGCAACGGCAUUCGUUUUCUCGCUUAAUUCCAACUCCUUGCUUCCUCCUCUCAGUUAUCGCCUCUCUACCUUCAUCUCUGACACGUUUUCUAUUUACUCAAGACUUUUUUUCUCCCCCUUCUCAAACAAACUCCCAUACAUCAUUUUUUUCUGUUGUUGUUUUGGGUUUCUUUUUUUACAGAUGCCUCUCUUAGCGACAGAGACUGCAGUGAAUAUUUGAAAGCCUCCUUCUGUGGCCAAUAUGUCCCAGCUGCUCCAAGUGGAGAUCCCCAAUUUUGGAGCCACGGUUCUGGGUUCCCUUAAUGAGCAGCGCCUCCUGGGACAAUACUGUGAUGUAUCCAUACUGGUUAAAGGUCAGGCUUUUAAAGCCCACCGGGCUGUUCUGGCUGCCAGCAGCCUCUACUUCCGUGACCUCUUCAGCAGCUCAACCAAGACCCAGUUUGAGUUGCCUUCCUCAGUCACCCCUGCUUGCUUUGAGCAGAUCCUGGGUUUUUGUUAUACAGGGAAGCUAACAAUGGCAGCAAGUGAACAACUGGUUGUCAUGUACACAGCUGGCUACCUCCAGAUUCAGCACAUAGUUGAAAAGGGCAUGGACCUAAUGUUUAAAGCGAACUCACCUCACUGUGACUCGCAAACGGCAGGGUCCUUAGAAGAAACAGGAUCGGAGCCACAAAGUCCUCUAAACAAUGGCAACGGCCUUUCGGUGGCUGCCGUUUUGGGGACCCAAAGCUGGUCCACGGCACCUCUACUCAUCCCACCGCGGAAGAUAAAACUAGAGGGCGGCGAUCCCACACCGAUAUCAGUGCCCUCGGUGCAAAGCAAAAUUACAACGUCGGAGCUGGGGAGUCGUCUGGCGAGGGCCAGCUCGCUCUUCUACACGACAGCUGGAGGGACCCCCAUCCCUGGAAUGCCUUCGUUCCCCUUUCAAGGGACCAGCGGAGGUGGAUUGGGAGGUGGAGUGGGAGGAGGAACGGGCGGCGAAAGAUCCAGUCCUGGAGAAUCCAGCCUGCCCACCACUGACAGUCCCACAUCCUAUCAGAAUGAGGAUGAGGAGUUUGAGGAAGAGCAAUGCGAUGGGAUCACCGAUGAUAGUUUCAGUCAUAUUUAUGGACGUUCAGCUAACCCCUAUGGGAUCCAAGACAAGCCGGAGAUGGCGGCGAUGCCCGUGUCUUUAGAGAAUCGCAACUGUGUCCUGAUCCGCAGAGACCUGGUGGCUCUGCCUGCGAGCCUCAUAAACCAGAUCGGCUACCGCUGCCACCCAAAGCUGUACACCGAGGGGGACCCUGGAGAGAAGCUGGAGUUGGUCGCUGGUACCCAGGUGUUCAUGACACGCGGGCAGCUGAUGAACUGUCACUUGUGUGCCGGGAUCAAACACAAAGUCUUGCUCCGCCGUCUCUUAGCCACAUUUUUCGACAGAAACACUCUGGCCAAUAGCUGCGGGACAGGCAUCCGUUCUUCUACGAGUGACCCAAGUAGGAAACCCCUGGACAGCAGGGUCCUUAAUGCUGUCAAAUUGUACUGUCAAAACUUCAACCCCAACUUCAAAGAGAGUGAAAUGAAUGUGAUCGCUGCUGACAUGUGCACAAACGCAAGGCGCGUCCGCAAGAGGUGGCUGCCCAAGAUCAAGUCCAUGCUGCCUGACGGCAUGGAAGUGUACCGUGCGGGGAUGGGCAUGGGCGCUGGCGUAGGUCUGAGCCUGGCGCUGAGUGCCCCUCAGUCAGGAGUGCCCCUCCCCUUUGAGCAUGACUUCAAGGCCCUCGAGCAGAGGUUGUAUCUGGAUCGCAAGGACCCUCUCAGGACUCAGACAGACGGCAGCCCCGGCUCUGGGGCGGCUGGAGCAGAGGCCGACGGCGAAGGGGAGACGGCAGCUCAAGAGGAGCAGGAGGAAGAUGACGACGGGUUGGAGAGCGUCGACGGCUCACCGGGGGCGACACUGUUAGUCACGGCGGGCGAGGCGAGCGUCACGCCGCCCAAGCAGGAGGCGGAAGGGUUUGAACAAGGCCUGAGGGUGAACGGACAGUGAAUGUCUCUUUGGGCUGUCUCUCAAAUCGUGAAACUCGUUUAACUUUGUAUUUUUUUCCCCUCUUGCUCUUUAAYGCUCGCAUUUCGUCCUCCACUCGUUCUUCUCCUCUGUGCUUCCUUGACAGGAGUUUUCCAGCACAAAAGCUGCACUCAUAAAUCUUAUUACACAGCAAUCUGCCACACAUGCAUGCGCUCGCGUGGGCUCACUUUCUUGCCAGUAGUGGAAGAAAAACACUGACAGUAAAAGUACACACAGGCAUGGCAUUAGACCAUUCAAACUAAACAACCUUUUCUGAUCCAACUUUUUUUUUUCUUUUUAAAGUAUGCACUCGGUAUUUGGGCUCUUUGCAGCUACAGAUAGCGGUGACAAAUAGCUGUAAUGAUUCAUCAGAUCACUAAAUACAAAAAGCUGCAGCUGCUUUGUUUGCAGUUGGUGUAAUGGUUUGUAAAACAUUUUUUUUUUCCUUUUAAGUUUGGAAAACUGCAUCUGAGAACGACCCAACGUUUGAGGGGACUACAUCCGAGAAACAUGGCUYCCUAACAAGAGCUAUGUUGGUCCACUUGACAUCAAACUAUUGUUUAUGAAAAUUAUGGAGUACUGUGAUAAUACCUUUUAACAAACAGCAUGUCACUUUCACAAUGAAUAUGCUCAUGUUUGCUUCAAAAGCCAAAAACAAAUGCAUCGCUUUUAUUUGAUCUGCGUAUCUUACCAUAACAUAUCAGAUCCUGCCAACUAUGUGAUGCCUGUGUCUGCUCCAAACAGCCCCUCCCAACAUCACACACAUGCAGAUUUCCACACACAUAUUGCUUAAUCAAACUGUUUAAUGUUCAGAAGUUGCAAUUCUUUUGGACUCUGGAGAUAAAAAAAAGCAUUUAAAUUCCAUCAUUCUAAUAACAGAAAACAAGAAAAUAACAUGUACUAAAGUCAUGGCUUUGCAUGCAUUAUUCCAAACAACAGAUAGACGUAAUUAGUGGAAACAACAGCAAAACCGCAGCAGUGCAUCAAAAUAAGACAAGAGCUACUGUUGCCUGGAGAUAUGCCAUUAAAACCAGGAGGACUUUCUCCAUUUCCUACCCGGGCUCUAACCUCAGUCUGACAGGUUGUUAGAACUGGCCUUGGUGCCACCCAGGAUGGACAUUAUGAGUUUUAAAAGUCCUGCGUUUUUGCUACAGCGCCUGCUUGUCACCUUAAAAACAGGAGAAUGAAUACAUGGAGUAGAAAGAGGACGUGCACUACACUGAGCGUUUUUUACGUUUAAAGAAAAAAAAAUGCCAGAGAGAAGCACUUUUUCACCAUGAAGUGGUGGUGUGAUAUAUGCUGAGACUACACAGUCCUGCUUCCAUCCCAUUUUAUUUUUUUGUCUUUUCUUCCUUGUAGGGGAAAUGUGUGGGUGGGUAAAUUAUUAGACUUUUAYGAGCAAUUUAUGCUGGCUUACUGCAUUUGCACUUAAGAAGGUUAAAGAGUGGAUGGGAAAGUGAGGAGUUGGGGGAAAGAAAAAAAGAAAGAAAAUGGACCUGCAAAGACUGCAAGUUACCCUGAUUACGUACCUAAUCAGGCAGUUUGUGGGUUUAAAUGGAAACAACGGGUCUUUCUGACGAUGACUGUUUCUAUGUUUUUGAUUGAGGGGAGUAAGGCCAUGCAUUUGUCAUACUCUUCUUUUACGUUUGUUUUUGUUUGUUGCCAUGAUAAGGACACAGUCCGAACAGCCUUUCUUUCUUUCUAUCCUUUUUUUAGGGUUUCAUGUGCUAAACAAUUUGCUGGUGAAUGUUUCCCUCAUGAUUUGCUUUUCUGUCAAUCAAAGCACAUCUGAUCACAAAAGCAAACCGUUAAUUUCAGCCAAUGAACUGGAAGUCAUUUUUAGCCAAUAUGGAAACGUGGCCAUCUCUAAAGUGAUUGAAAAUAAAAUCAAUUCCUUUUAUUUUUUAUUUUUGUUUUUUUGUUUUGGUUACAACAGAUUUGAUUGCACAAGUUAAGCAGAAAGUACAGUACCUGUAAACCCCCUUUGUAUUUGAUCUGUAUCCACGUUUCAGUGAUGUGCCAUUUAAAAGUUCGAGCCAGAUUUUUCUCCCAAGUGUCUGUCCUCCAAGUAUGUUUAGGGUAAGCUUUAAAAUUGGCCCUGCACGAGAAAGACAGGGUCAUGUUUGCACUAGUUAAUGACGUUUACAUUUUCUUUCCUCUUUUCUCUCCUGGAAAACAAUGUGAUGCGCCACACAUAAAGCCAGGGCUAUGAUAGAACGGCCAAGUUGAUGGAUGAAUGUAAACUGUAGCACUGCUUUGGUAAGGGUCCUGGCCUUUUGCCUUUUUUUUUUUACUGUAAAUUAUUGAAUUUAUUUUUUUUUUGUAUCCAAACACAUGGCUCGUUUGUUGGCCAAAUGCACCAUAAAAAUGAAAUUUACUGACAGAAAGGCUGGAUAAUGCUCUUAUCCAAAACCAAAUUUUUAAGCUAAUGCCAACAGGUCUUCCAGUAUGGCAGAGAGCAUCUCUCUAAGAAAAGUGCAAAAUAUUAGCAAUGUUUAAAAACUUGUGGGGAAUUUUYCCCAGUGUUCUUUAUUUUCCAUUGAACCCAACAGUUAUGUAUCUAAUGUUGAAAUGACAAGUAAGUAAAUUAUAUAAAUCUUUUUAGUUUAUUCACCAAAAGAUGAUCUUGUAAAAAUAAAAUAUAUUAUUUUGUUUGUUGGAUCCAUUUAGUCACAAUUACUUCUAGUUUUGUCUUUUUUUGUGUAAUAAAAUUAUAUAAAUGUGUUUUUA
Messenger RNA from Austrofundulus limnaeus, 5720 nucleotides. Its product is annotated as nucleus accumbens-associated protein 2. The record is from RefSeq and is a predicted model, not a curated record. Gene Ontology annotation, biological process: regulation of transcription by RNA polymerase II. Lineage: Eukaryota; Metazoa; Chordata; Actinopteri; Cyprinodontiformes; Rivulidae. The transcript is spliced from 6 exons. Bases 1191 to 2972 code for a protein of 593 amino acids. Gene Ontology annotation, molecular function: protein binding; RNA polymerase II cis-regulatory region sequence-specific DNA binding; DNA-binding transcription factor activity, RNA polymerase II-specific.